UAUGGUUACAUUAUGGUUUCCAUAUACGUAAUUAAAGCAUAAACCUCCUUCCCGAAUGGUGCAGCAGCUCAGCCAGAAAAAAAAAUUGUUUUUGUUUCUUGGUACCUAUUUGUACCUACUAUUUGGCGAUUUGAUUUUGAUGAUUGUCAUUGACAACAUUGAUCUUUUCACUUUUGGCGUCGUCGGCGUCGCACAGAGGCUACUUCACCUGCAGUAGUGAAAAUAUUCGUUUCGGCUUAGACUUUUGGUAAAUACUCGUUUAGAUUUAUUUCACCAUAUCUUUUUAGCGCUUUCUUCGGUUAAGAGUUCAAGACAUCAAGAUGUCUGACGGAAGAGGACGAGGACGUGGUCGUGCUGGUCGAGGUGAUCGUGGGGCACCGGCACCGCGACGUCCUGGCGAACAUAUUCAGCAGGCAGCGCCUCCUAGACAACAACCGCCCACAGCUUGGGGGGCACCAUCUGUAGCGCCCCCUGCGAGAGCUGGUGUUCCGCAGUCAUCUGAUCCAGCUGGUAGAGCAUCCCACCGGUCCACCACAUCCACACCUAGACCCCAUCCUGGGGAUAUAGAUAUUCAACAGCAGAUGAAACAGUUAGAUAUCGGUAAACCUGCACAUGGCGGUGGGGACACACCACGAGGGGCGUACCGCGGAGGCAAGGCAUUGCCCGAACAUAUCACAGUGCUGCGGACGAGGCCGGCAGCCUUAACAUCAAAGAAAGGGUCAUUUGGAAAUCCUAUUGAUCUGACAGCUAAUUAUUUCACUGUGGAGACAACUCCUCAAUGGUGCUUAUACCAAUAUCAUGUAACGUUCUCACCUGAAGAAGAUCAUACCGGCAUCCGGAAAUCACUUCUACGAGUUCAUGGGAAGAAUCUGGGCGGAUAUCUCUUUGAUGGCACUUCCUUGUACACCGUUAAGAAACUGCAUCCAGAUCCGCUCGAGGUUUACUCGGAACGUAAGAAUGAUGGAGAACAGAUCAGAAUUAUCAUCAAGGCAAUAUGUGCUGUUAGCCCGGGAGACUACCACUAUAUACAAAUUUUUAAUAUAAUCAUAAGGAAAUGUUUCAACUUAAUGAAGCUACAGUUGAUGAACCGAGACUUCUUUGAUCCAGAUGCAAAGAUUGACAUUCCUGAGUAUAAGCUCCAGAUAUGGCCCGGCUACAAAACAACUAUAAAUCAAUAUGAAGACCGGCUCUUGAUGGUCACUGAAAUUACACACAAGGUUCUGCGUCUGGACACUGUGAUGCAAAUGUUGCGGGAGUAUGGUGCCACCAAAGGCACUCAUUAUAAAAAAAUAUUUACAGAAGACAUUAGUGGCAAAAUUGUAAUGACUGAUUACAAUAAAAAGACAUACAAAGUUGAUGACGUAAACUGGAACGUGAAUCCACUCUCCACAUUCAAAAUGAAAGAUGAAGAUAUUAGCUACGUCGAUUACUAUUAUAAGAAGUACAACAUCCGCGUCUCGGACGUGAGCCAGCCGCUGCUGGUGUCUCGCUCCAGCGCCCGCGAGCUGCGCGCCGGGUUGCCGCCGCUGGUGUUCCUCGUGCCGGAGCUGUGCCGCCUCACGGGCAUCUCGGACGCCAUGCGCUCCGACUUCCGCCUCAUGAAGGCGCUCGACACGCACACCAAGAUCGGGCCCGACGCGCGCAUCCAGAAGCUGCUGCAGUUCAACCGCCGCCUCACGCAGACGCCCGAGAUUGUAGCCGAACUGUCGUCGUGGUCGUUGAGAGUGGCGAAGGACUUGGUCAAGUUCAAGGGGCGUCAGCUCCCGCCAGAGAAUAUUUUCCAGGCUAACAAUGUCAAAUAUCCUGCAGGGGACACUACAGAGGGAUGGACCAGAGACAUGAGAUCAAAGAACUUACUGACUAUAGCCAACAUGAAUUCAUGGGUGGUUCUCACCCCAGAGAGGCUGAGACAGGAUACAAAGUCUUUUGUGGAUCUCAUUAUGAAGACAGGAAGUGGUGUAGGAUUCUGUCUGCCUGUGCCUGAGAUGGUAACAAUUCAGCGCGACUCGUCCGGCGAAUACGCGAACAUGUGCGAGAACAUCAUCGCACGCAAGAACCCCACCAUGAUACUGGUGGUGCUCGCCAGGAACGCUGCAGACAAAUAUGAAGCUAUCAAGAAGAAGUGUACAGUGGACCGCGCCGUCCCCACUCAAGUAGUCUGCGGCAGAAACCUGACCAGCAAGAGUGCCAUGUCCAUAGCAACGAAGGUUGCUAUCCAGAUGAAUUGUAAGCUGGGCGGUGCGCCGUGGUCGGUGGAGAUCCCGCUGCCCACGCUCCUGGUGAUCGGCUACGACGUGUGCCACGACACGCGCUGCAAGGAGAAGAGCUACGGCGCCUUCGUGGCCACCCUGGACCGCCAGAUGACGCAGUACUACUCGGCCGUCAACGCGCACAGCUCGGGCGAGGAGCUGUCCGCGCACAUGAGCUUCAACAUCGCCACCGCGCUCAAGAAGUACAAGGAGCGCAACGGUACAUUACCGGGGACGAUAUUCAUUUAUCGAGAUGGCGUCGGUGAUGGACAAAUACCAUAUGUGUCCAGCCACGAAGUUGCCGAAAUUAAGAAGAAAUUGACGGAAAUAUACGGAACACCCCAGUUCAAGUUGGCCUACAUCAUCGUGUCGAAGCGAAUCAACACUCGCAUAUUUGUGGACCGCGGCCGCUCCGGAGAGAACCCGCGCCCCGGCACCGUCAUCGACGACGUCGUCACGUUGCCGGAACGAUACGAUUUCUUCCUCGUGUCUCAGAACGUGCGCGAGGGAACCAUUGCGCCCACUUCAUAUAACGUGAUAGAGGACACUUCAGGGUUGCCGCCGGAUCGGAUCCAGCGCCUCACGUACAAGCUGACCCACAUGUACUUCAACUGCUCGAGCCAGGUGCGCGUGCCGUCCGUGUGCCAGUACGCCCACAAGCUGGCCUUCCUCGCCGGCAACAGCCUCCACAGCCCGCCGCACUACUCGCUCAGCGAGACGCUCUACUUCCUGUGAGCCCUGCGUCCUCCGUUGACCCCACCGUUGUGCACACUCUGUCAAACUUGAUCUAUUUAGUUAAGUCGUCAAUUAGGAGUACGUUAUGACGGCCCUUUUGAUCCUAUACACAUGAUCUUAAAAACAAUAGAAUAGAGAUUAUCUAUUCUAUGAAAUAAAAAAAGCGUUAUUUUCUCAAAAAUAUUUGCUAUGUGAAUAUGUAAUAAAGAAAUUUAAUUGAUAGAAGCUUGAGUUGGUGCAUUAAUUGACGAAACAUAAUCUGUCUUGUCUUAUUGUUUGAAGAGUCACAUCACUUUCUACCGAUAAUCUGCUAAAUAUUUUGACUUCUGAACCUAUGUUGCCUGCAGAAAAACAAGUUGUAAUUUUGGUGUGGUAUACCUGAUAGUAUAGCGCAUGAAGAUCCAUCAAAAUAACUCUGUAUGGCAGUUUGUUUGUAAAAGAUACCAGUCACACAGUCUUGUUCGCUCUUACGUUUUUAAACAUGUAACCAAAUCUUCAGUCUUACUUUACUUAUUAGAAUACAUAUUAAUAUGUAUGUCAAAAUGGCCGUCAUCACAUACCACUAGUGUAAUUACUUUGUAAGGCAUAGAAGUAAGAUUUAUUCAUUUAUUUUUUGUACUCAUUAGAGUUUUUUAUAUAACUAUUGUAUGAUUGACGGGUGUUAAAAACACAAAGAAGGCGUAGCCGAGUGCCAUAAUGCGUGUUUGAUACCUAGUUAUAUUCGGUCGUAUUUAUCUACAGUCCCUAUACCUGUGCUAAAAUUCGCUUUUCAAGGGUAUGAAAACCAGUUUCUUACCUAGAUAUGAAUCAGUAAAGCUUUUUAUAAUAACAUCAUUUAACCAUGUUGUGGGUCUACCUCAUAGAUAACUAUAGUCUCGGUUCUCUCAGGGUUAUGGACCAAUCCUAUAGCUGUAGAUAAAUUUUUUAAUUAUUGUCUUUAAAAUUUAGUAUUACUUUUCUUUGUAUUAGAUGACUACUUGAUAGUGGUAGCUGCAUUUUUGUUCAUUGCUUGUUUUUACUUUUUUGCUCUCUGUUGCCAGUGUUUGUAUUUUGUUUGUUGAAAUAUUGAUAUAACAUAUAUGUUAGUGUAAGUUGUCUGUGAUACACUUAGAUACAUAAAUGUUACAGAAGGUAUACAAUACAAGUGGUGAUUAAAUGACGUUUUGAGUUA
Messenger RNA from Leptidea sinapis, 4155 nucleotides. It is a transcript of the gene aub, whose product is annotated as piwi-like protein Siwi. Lineage: Eukaryota; Metazoa; Arthropoda; Insecta; Lepidoptera; Pieridae. Gene Ontology annotation, biological process: regulatory ncRNA-mediated gene silencing. Gene Ontology annotation, molecular function: protein binding; piRNA binding. The coding region runs from base 321 to 2984 and encodes 887 amino acids. The record is from RefSeq and is a predicted model, not a curated record. The transcript has 18 exons. Gene Ontology annotation, cellular component: P granule.